This is a messenger RNA of Alnus glutinosa, 1213 nucleotides long. RefSeq names its product stromal cell-derived factor 2-like protein. Lineage: Eukaryota; Viridiplantae; Streptophyta; Magnoliopsida; Fagales; Betulaceae. The record is from RefSeq and is a predicted model, not a curated record. The transcript is spliced from 6 exons. The coding region runs from base 319 to 972 and encodes 217 amino acids.
CUUCAACCCCUCUCUCUCGCGGUCACAGAUUCAGAUCUCUCGGAACCAAAACCACUUAUCAGAGAUCGAAACCCUAACGAUCCUCAAUCUCUCUUUCUCUCUCGGUCGCUCGCGAUUCGAUCUGGAUAGUUCCUCACGGUGGCUUCCUCAGGGUCGCAGAGCCUGUCUCGAAGAAAACAUUCUUCUUCGUCGUCUUCGACUCCGUCAGGGACUUCUUCACCGGGAGCAGCUCGGAUCGUGUACAGGGAGUCUAGAGAGGCGCUGCAGUCCGAUUUCCCUUUCUGGCAGCAGAACUGGUUCAUAGGGUUGCUCUUCGUCAUGGCACUCGGAUUCUUCGCUCUCGCUUUAUUCCUCUUCCUCGUCCUCGAUCCUGACUACGUCUACUCUUCCCCCGCCUCCGCCGCUGCUUCCUCUGAAGGCGUCGAGAUUACGUAUGGGACAGUUCUUAAGUUGAUGCACGAGAAGACCAAGUUUCGGUUGCAUUCCCAUGAUGUACCAUACGGUUCUGGUAGUGGGCAACAAUCAGUUACUGGGUUUCCCAACGUUGAUGACGCCAAUAGCUACUGGAUUGUUAGACCACAGCCAGGAACAUCUUCCAAACAAGGCGACGCCAUUAAAAGUGGGACAAUCAUCAAGCUUCAACAUAUGAGAACUAGGAAAUGGCUGCACAGCCAUUUGCAUGCAUCUCCAAUAACAGGCAACCUAGAGGUGAGCUGCUUUGGGGGAGAGGGUGAGUCUGACACUGGGGAUUAUUGGAGGCUGCUGAUUGAAGGGAGUGGAAAGACUUGGAAGCAAGAUCAAAGGAUUCGGCUUCAACAUGUAGACACCGGCGGCUACCUGCAUAGUCAUGACAAAAAAUACACCCGCAUUGCUGGAGGGCAGCAGGAGGUUUGCGGUCUACGAGAAAAACGUGCCGACAAUGUUUGGUUGGCAGCUGAAGGCGUGUAUCUCCCUAUUACAGAAAGCAAGUAGAACUGUAGUCUCUUUCGCUAAGCACUAUUAAUUUGUGAAAUCAGGUACAUGGGUUUUGGAUUUUUUUGGCGGCUGGUACCUGUUCUUAUAAUAGCAGUAGAUGUUCACUAAAUGAAAGAAGAUAUAUGCGUCUUAAUACUACAACGUUCAUCUAAUAAUUGUUAUUCUAUUAAGCAUUUUUGUGCGGGCUUUUAUACCUGCCAAAGAUAAUUGCUUUAACCAGUUCAUGUAUUGCGUGUUA